Lactuca saligna is the source of this 1005-nucleotide messenger RNA. The record is from the annotation of a GenBank genome assembly. Lineage: Eukaryota; Viridiplantae; Streptophyta; Magnoliopsida; Asterales; Asteraceae.
AUGGCAGAGCUUCACGAUGAUGUCCUUCCAAAUAUACUGAAAAGAUUGAAUGUGAGGGAUCUAAUCCAAUGCAAAAGUGUAUGUAAGUCUUGGGAAAAUUUGAUCUCUGGCUCUGGUUGCAUUAAAUUCCAUAUGAACUAUAGUUACCAAAUUGAUUACAAAAACAAUGAUAUAGAUAGGAGGAUUGUUAUGUCAAGGGUCUCUUAUCGCAACGGGUCGCGUGUUUGUGAUGUUGAUGACAGAUUAUUUGAUGAUCGUGAUUCUCAUCUUCUUGGUUCUUCCAAUGGACUUGUAUGCAUCUCUUCUUUUGCUUCUCAACUUGUAGUAGCUAAUCCCUCAACUAGAGAGGUUCAAACACUACAAGAGCCUCAAAUUCUUGAUACCAAGCAUUUAUGUUGGGGUUUUGGCUAUGAUUCAUCUACGGAUGAUUACAAGGUUGUACUAGGGUUCCGUAAACGUGUUGGCUGGACGUGUUUUCAAGUGUUAAGUUUGAAAUCAAAUGUUUGGAAACUAAUUGGAGAUGUAAAGUAUUCAUUUCAUAGUAGGAUUGGUAUCUUAUGCAAUGGGGCACUUCAUUGGAUUAUGAAAGAUUCUUCAUCUCCGAAUAAGAAGAGAGUCAUUGCUUCGUUUCAGCUAUCUGAAGAAAAAUUUAUCAAAAUUUCCGAACUUGAUGAUGAGCGAUAUGAAUCUGGUGUUGAUAACUUAUGGAUGCUGAAGAACUACAAUGGAAAGCUAUCUUGGGAAAUGUUUGAAAAGGACUGUGAUAUGAACUUAGCUUUACAAUGCUUGAAAGAGCAGGAACAUUACGUUCCUAACAAGAGAACUUUGUGUCGUGAUAUGCUGUUCUACAAGACUAAGGAGUAUAUUUGUGCCCCUAUCUAUAUGGAGAGUCUUGUAUCUCCCUAUGUUAAUGGGAGGCCAAAGAGAAAGACACAAGAGAGUAAUAGCAAGAAGAGUUGUAAGUUGAUUAAGCGUGACCCUAUGCUUCCAGGAGCAAGUGGCUAA